Molecule: messenger RNA, 966 nt
Organism: Aspergillus aculeatus ATCC 16872
Lineage: Eukaryota; Fungi; Ascomycota; Eurotiomycetes; Eurotiales; Aspergillaceae
Exons: 1
Coding region: 1-966 (321 amino acids)
Source: RefSeq, a predicted model, not a curated record
AUGGCCGACUGGUUCAAUUUAGAAGUAUGGCAGCGGAUAGUCCUGCAGAUCAGCCAUGCGGAGCCGGCCGCCUACCACGCCGCCGUGGCUCUCAGUGCGCUUCACGAGGAUGUCGAGAUGCGCGGCCUUUGCCGCGCUGGCAAGCAGGGUAUGCAUGAUUCGCAUCAUCGCUUUGCGUUCGAGCAGUAUGGCAAAGCGAUGGUCAUGCUCCGGCGACGCUUGGCGUCGAAUGAUCCUCAGGUCCGGCUGGUGGCCUUGAUAUGCUGUAUCACUUUCAUCUGCGUCGAGCUGCUCCACGGCAGCUACAAGAGCGCGAGCGUGCAUCUGCGGAGGGGGGCGCAACUCGUGGAGCAGCGUGAUGGGUACUGGAGGCAUCAUCCGAGACAAGGCUCGCUCCCUACCGCACAGCUCCGCUACGGGUCCGCGACCGAGGCUGCCCUGGUCCAAGCCUUCAUGGUGCUCGAUGUGCAAGUAGCACAAUACGAACAAUCAGAUGCCCUGACGCUUGAGCAAUCGACAGACCAGAAUGCUUACCCGUCUGUGACCAGCAGCCAUGGCAGCCUGAUGCAUGAGCAAUCAACAGACCAGGAUAUAUCCCUAACUGGGUCCAGCAGCCUUGGUAGCAACGCAUUUGGAAGCCUCUUAGACGCUAGACAGCGAAUCAAGAUCCUCAUGAGCAAGCUAUCACAGUUCCGAGGGUCCUGCGAAACUCUUCUGCAUGACAACGCAAAGGAACCGGCCGUGGUGCAGCGGGCGACAGCACAGCAGGACAUCAUGCUAGCUCAACUGAGCGAGUUCGCGGUAUCUUUUGAAGAGCUUGUGGCGCGUCGUGAUUCUGGCUCCUUGACUGAGGAGGAGAGGCGCAAUAUCGCCCUGUUGCGCCUGCAGCAUCUGUCGUUGCUAAAGCUGGUGGAUAUAAGCCUGGCCGCUUCGGAGGUCAUUCCGGAUCGCACUUUGUCAGAAUGA